This is a messenger RNA of Paramuricea clavata, 576 nucleotides long. The record is from the annotation of a GenBank genome assembly. NCBI's taxonomy places the organism in Eukaryota, Metazoa, Cnidaria, Anthozoa, Malacalcyonacea, Plexauridae.
AUGGAGCCACCAUCCCAACUGCCCCCACAUUAUAGCACUUGCCAACAAAGUCUAACUGCCAUGAUGCUUACAUUUAAGAACCUUAACAUCCCAGUAGCCCCGGGCAAGACACAAGGUCCUGCAACUGUGUUAGAGUUUAUGGGUAUUAUCCUGGACAGCGUUCGAAUGGAAGCACGGCUGCCAGAUGACAAAAUUGAACGCCUCCGAGCAGUUUUCAACACAUUCCAAAAAAGGCGGUCAUGUACUUUGAAAGAACUUCAGUCGCUUAUAGGUACCUUAAAUUUUGCAUGCAAGGUUAUCCCACCGGGUCGCCCUUAUUUACAAAGAAUGAUUGAAUUGACAAGAAAUAUAAGACAGCCCCACCACCACAUAAAGCUUAGUGCAGGCUUUUUUAAGGAUCCUGAGAUGUGGAAACAGUUUAUCGUUAACUGGAAUGGUGCCAGUUUUUUCUUGUCUUCUGCAUGGGAAAACUCUGAAUGCCUUGAGCUUCACACUGAUGCAUCGGGGGUGUUGGGCUACGGGGGAUUUUCGGGGGGAAAUGGUUUCAAGGAAAAUGGGAACCCCAUCAACAAUUAG